AUGACGACUCAGUUCAAACAUUUACCAGGCUAUACAGGACAUAUCCCAUCUGGAUUAGAUGAAGAAGAAGGCAUCGGUAGAAAUGCGAACCAAAGCCACAUCCCAGGUUAUCAAGGCUACAUCCCUAGCGUAAAAUCAGAAAAUCUAUUCGGUGAAACCUAUGGGAAAACCACUCAUAAGUCCUUAGCAGGGGAAUUUCCAAAAGGUUUGGACGUAGAGCCAAAAGACAAGUACAAGUCAGUUCACAGAGAGCAAUUUAUAAACUUAAAUACUGUGAAAGAAAAAACAGCAACAGAAAUAUUAGGAGUUCAGCCUAAAAAGGGCAAAGAGCCAGUUGUAAUUCCUAUCGAAACCCAAAACAAGUUUUGGGCUAUUGAAGAUGGAGACAGGGAAUUCAAAGCAGCCACAAAUGCGUUUUUUGGGGACAGUAAAGCUAUAGAGCUUUCCCCUUGGGCUACUUUAUAAAGAAUAUAAGUAUUUUUUUUGAGCAAUAUAAGGAAAAAAGCAUAAUUUUCAGCAAGAAAAUAAAGGAGACGAUUUUCAGACUCAUACAGAAAUUUUCUUUGGGAAAGAACGGCAGGAAGAGCCUAUAAAGCAUGGAGAGCCUAUUCCAGGAUAUACAGGAGUUUCCAGAAGGGUAGCUGCUGAUAAUAUUUUUGGGCUCACAUAUGCACAAUCGAGAUCUGCAGCCCAUGAUGGAUUAAAUGAGCUUAAACAAGAGCAAAAAGAAGUCCUCAAUGGAAGGGCAAAUUUUGUGCCUGAUUAUCGAAGGUAA
Messenger RNA from Blepharisma stoltei, 775 nucleotides. The record is from the annotation of a GenBank genome assembly. NCBI's taxonomy places the organism in Eukaryota, Ciliophora, Heterotrichea, Heterotrichida, Blepharismidae.